Talaromyces rugulosus is the source of this 810-nucleotide messenger RNA. RefSeq lists its product as uncharacterized. The record is from RefSeq and is a predicted model, not a curated record. The coding region runs from base 1 to 810 and encodes 269 amino acids. The transcript is spliced from 2 exons. Lineage: Eukaryota; Fungi; Ascomycota; Eurotiomycetes; Eurotiales; Trichocomaceae.
AUGUUCUCAGCAACCGCCGCCCGCUUUUCCGCCAUCCUUGGUGACGGUCUGCGCACGCUUGCGUCGCGCCAGAUCGCCAUCGAGACGAGCCGUCCGCUGCGCAAGAUUGCCGAUAGGAGAGUUGUUCUGGGCGCGCUGCAAAAGUACGGCGAGGUUGUCACUUUUAAGCAUGUCAAGCCCGCGCAACAAGACGCAGCGCAUGGCCGCAUCCUCGCGAUUUUCGACACCCCGGAAGCAGCCACCAAGGCCAUUGACGCAUCGCCCCUAGAGAUCACUCUUCACGACGAAAGCUCGAACAAUGCAAACGACCGAACCGUCAUGUGCGAAAUAUCGACCUCCGCUGUUGACCAUUACAACCACAUUAUUCGCAAGAACCCGUACCAUGGGCCAUGGGAGAUGGACUAUAGCGAUAAACGUGUCCGCGAUGUUAUUAAAACCAAGGCUCCGAGGCAUGAAUUGGCGGAUUGUUUCCCGGUUUCGAAAGAGGGUGCUCCUGCGGCAGGACAAGAAGAGAAGCCAGAUAAAGAUAUAGAGGGAGUGGACAGAGAGAUGGACAGAGAGAUGGACAGAGAGAUAGACAGAGAGAUGGACAGAGAGAUGGACAGAGAGAUGGACAGAGAGAUGGACAGAGAGAUGGACAGAGAGAUGGACAGAGAGAUGGACAGAGAGAUGGACAGAGAGAUGGACAGAGAGAUGGACAGAGAGAUGGACAGAGAGAUGGAUAGAGAGGUGGACGGAGAUCUAGAAGAAGUUUCGGCAAGGAGUCUUGAUGAAAUCCUAAAACAGAGAGUCGAUAAGGAGGGCCAAUAG